GAUUUAUAUUAAGUACAUAUAGCAGGCCCAUUUAACCUUUUUGGUAUAUAUAUGAGAAAGCAAUAGGUUUUCAUUAUUCCUCUCUAAGUUUCACCAGUCGCUUCUCCUGAUACACUUUCUCCUUCGACGCUCUUCAAAAAUUUAUUCAUAGGUUAGAAACUGACUGAGAAUGGAGGAAGAGAACAACGAAAUCAAAUCGUUCACAGAUUUGGGCUUACCUGAGCAAUUGGUGGAAGCUUGUCACAAAUUGGGUUGGAAGGCACCGCUAAAAUUUCAAAUUCAAGCAAUUCCCCUUGCACUACAAGGAGGAAAAGAUGUGAUUGGAGUUGCUGAACCGGGUUCUGGUAAGACUGGGGCUUUUGCUCUCCCUAUAUUGCAUGCACUCUUACAAGCACCACAGCCAAACCAUUUUUUUGCUUGUGUAUUGUCUCCCACAAGGGACCUUGCUAUACAAAUUUCUCAACAGUUUGAAGCUUUAGGUUCUGGAAUUGGUGUCAAAUGUGUUGCGCUUGUUGGAGGCGCUGACUCUGACUUGCUACCCCAAAUCAUCAAGCUAGCAAAGAUGCCUCAUAUUAUUGUUGGGACUCCUAACCGUGUCUUGAAUCACCUAAAUCGCGCCAAAGAUUUUUCUCUUUGUAAAUUAAAAUACUUGGUCUUAGAUGACGCAGACAGGCUUUUGAAUGAGGAUUUUGUGGACUCACUUAAUGAGAUUUUAGAAAUGAUCCCUCGCGACCGGAGGAUAUUCCUUUUUUCUGCCACAAUGACAAAGCAGGUCAAGAGGCUUCAAAGGGUUUGUUUAAGGAAUCCUGUGAAGGCACAACCAUAAUAUCUGUUUUAUUAGAAGUUGCACUCUUGCUAUUUCAGGUCGAGAAGCUUCAAAGGGUUUGUUUAAGGAAUCAUGUGAAGGCACAACCAUAAUAUUUACAAAUAUAUGUUUAUGGAUAAGGAAAACUAUACUCCUUUCCUUGAAAGGUUAACGUUAUUGCAGUGGUUUUCUUACCUUCUUAAUGACAAUUUUUACCUUGGAUUUAAAGCAAGUUCACUUUGAACCUCAA
This is a messenger RNA of Vicia villosa (hairy vetch), 1055 nucleotides long. RefSeq names its product DEAD-box ATP-dependent RNA helicase 10-like. The transcript has 8 exons. Gene Ontology annotation, molecular function: nucleic acid binding; ATP binding; RNA helicase activity. NCBI's taxonomy places the organism in Eukaryota, Viridiplantae, Streptophyta, Magnoliopsida, Fabales, Fabaceae. The record is from RefSeq and is a predicted model, not a curated record. Bases 170 to 826 code for a protein of 218 amino acids.